Messenger RNA from Lathyrus sativus (Indian pea), 987 nucleotides. The record is from the annotation of a GenBank genome assembly. NCBI's taxonomy places the organism in Eukaryota, Viridiplantae, Streptophyta, Magnoliopsida, Fabales, Fabaceae.
AUGUUCAUGUUUCGUUUCUUCAUCAUUUCAUUUUUAUUUCUAGGAUCAAGAGUUGAGAAAACUAAUGCUCAAUUAUCUUAUAAAAAAGUCGGAAACAAACUCUUGUCUUAUUCAGAAAUAUUUGUUGAUCCAUCCGGACAUGAAAAUUUUAAUACAAUUCAAUCAGCAAUAGAUUCAAUUCCGUCCAACAAUAAACACUGGACGGCUAUAAGGGUUAAGGCCGGCACCUACAGAGAAAAAGUAGUUAUUCCAGAAGAUAAACCUUAUAUCUUAUUGAAAGGAUCAGGAAAGAAUAAAACUUUGGUUGAAUGGGAUGACCAUUCAGACUUAAGAAAUCCUACAUUUUCAUCAUUGGCUGACAAUAUUGUUGUCAAAGCUAUAAGCUUUAGGAACUCAUACAACAAUCCAAUAAAUAACAAACCUAAGUUACCUGCAGUAGCUGCAAUGGUAAGUGGUGACAAAACCUAUUUUUUCAGAGUUGGUUUUUAUGGUUAUCAAGACACUUUGUAUGACUCCAAAGGAAGACAUUACUAUAAGCUUUGUACAAUACAGGGCGCUGUAGAUUUUAUCUUUGGUGCAGGACAAUCUUUGUUUGAGAGGUGUUCCAUAAGUGUUAUUGGUGAAGGUUAUAUAACAGCACAAGGUAGAGAAAGUCCAAAUGAUUCAAGUGGAUUUGUUUUCAAAGAUUCACAUGUGUUUGGAAAUGCUACAACUUAUUUGGGAAGAGCUUGGAGACAAUAUGCAAGAGUUUUAUUUUACAAUACUAACUUGACCAAUGUUAUACAACCUUUGGGUUGGGAUUCAUGGAAUUUUUCUACUCGUGAGAAUCUAAUAACAUUUGCAGAAUAUGGGAAUUUUGGACCUAGUGCAGAUACAUCAAAACGAGUGGGUUGGGUUGAUAAACUUGAUAAAGCAACCAUUGAGAAUAUGGCAAGUGUGAACUUCAUUGACCACAAGAACGAAUGGAUUUAUAGUCAUCCAUACUAA